AUGGCUGCCUCAGAUGUUGAGUACCGGUGCUUCGUUGGUGGUCUAGCAUGGGCCACUGACAACGAUGCUCUAGAGAAAGCUUUCUCUCAAUACGGUGAAAUCAUCGACUCGAAGAUUAUUAACGAUCGUGAUACUGGAAGGUCAAGAGGUUUUGGAUUUGUGACCUUUGCCACAGAGCAAUCCAUGAGAGAUGCCAUCGAAGGGAUGAACGGUCAGGACAUGGACGGACGUAACAUCACAGUAAACGAAGCUCAGAGUCGUGGUAGCGGUGGAGGAGGCCGCGGUGGCGGUGGAUAUGGUGGCGGCCGUGGCGGAGGUGGAUAUGGUGGAGGCGGAGGAGGCUAUGGUGGCCGUCGUGAGGGUGGAGGCGGAGGAUAUGGUGGAGGCGGAGGAGGCUAUGGUGGCCGUCGUGAAGGCGGAGGGGGAGGAUACGGUAGCGGAGGAGGAUAUGGUGGCGGAGGUGGUGGUUAUUCUCGCGGCGGAGGUGGUGGUGGAAACUGGAGGGAUUAG
Lathyrus sativus (Indian pea) is the source of this 510-nucleotide messenger RNA. NCBI's taxonomy places the organism in Eukaryota, Viridiplantae, Streptophyta, Magnoliopsida, Fabales, Fabaceae. The record is from the annotation of a GenBank genome assembly.